AUGUCAAAAGUAGAUCCAAUAACAGCUCAUAUUUUAGAUACAAACACUGGUAAGCCAGCACAGGGAGUAAUUGUACAAAUAUAUACAACAAAUAAUAACCAAGAAAAUUUAAUUAUAACAUCAGAACCAUUUGCAAUGAGUAAAACAGAUAAUGAUGGUAGAAUUAAAAAUUGGUCAUUUAAUCCAGAUAAUGAUUUUAACAAGACUGGUGUAAAUGGUAAUAAUUGGGAACAUCUUGUAAAAGGGAUAUAUAAAAUUAAAUUUUUAACUGGGAAAUAUUUUAAAGAUAAUUCUAGUGAAACUUUUUUCCCAUUUAUUGAAAUUUUUUUUGAAGUUAAUGAUAUUUCUAAACAUUAUCAUAUACCAUUAUUAUUAAGUAAUUUUAGUUAUACAACUUAUAGAGGUUCUUAG
Messenger RNA from Lodderomyces pseudojiufengensis, 411 nucleotides. RefSeq lists its product as uncharacterized. Lineage: Eukaryota; Fungi; Ascomycota; Pichiomycetes; Serinales; Debaryomycetaceae. The transcript has a single exon. Bases 1 to 411 code for a protein of 136 amino acids. Gene Ontology annotation, biological process: purine nucleobase metabolic process. The record is from RefSeq and is a predicted model, not a curated record. Gene Ontology annotation, molecular function: hydroxyisourate hydrolase activity.